Messenger RNA from Paramacrobiotus metropolitanus, 1507 nucleotides. RefSeq lists its product as uncharacterized. The record is from RefSeq and is a predicted model, not a curated record. Bases 112 to 1020 code for a protein of 302 amino acids. The transcript is spliced from 3 exons. Lineage: Eukaryota; Metazoa; Tardigrada; Eutardigrada; Parachela; Macrobiotidae.
GGACAUUGUGUUUUUGCUUAUAUCUGCAAGUACAAGUAAUCAUUACAAUCCAAUAAAAUCAAUAACUGAACGCGUACACUAACCUAAAUUUUGUAAUUGGUUUGCAUCAUAAUGCAAGGAGGUGAACGUCUUCUGUUGAGGUACUGGUUUUGUUGGAGCCUGUCCAUCGCGGUUAACCACGUCCAGUCUUUCUUCGCACCGGGCCCACUGCCGGGAAACUAUUACAGCAUCCCUCCGGCGCCAGCAAAUCCUUAUUUAACUUGGCCAAUGUCUUUUUUCAACAGACCGCAAUAUUUGCCUAACCCUCCCGUGUACGCAUCCAAUCCCAGUUUAAUAGGCAUUCUGAACUAUGAUGACUACAGAUGGGAACGUUUUUACAAUUACUCGACAACACCAGCUCCGUACAGUUAUUCUACACCGCCCAACCGGCGCGAAGCUUUCGACUCAUUGGACAUAUUUCCGGCUCCAGCAUUAAGUGGCUCGGUGCCGCUCUCUUCUGCUCCAGAAACGGCACACAAUCUCUUCGGGCGCAGAAGACCCAGUAAUGCACGGGCUCCCGCAACUCCCUCUCCACCUUCACCUCCAUCCCCGCCACCAUUUACAAGUACGAUUAGAACAACAACAAGAGCCAGCACAGGCGUACCAAAUCCGCCAUAUAACUCUCUGGGUGCCGGUUCUUCAAAAGAAAACCCGAACAUUUUCGCGACUUCCAUGUCAAACACCAGCUCUGACAGUGAAACUGAGAAUGCCGGAGACGAUAUUUCCAGUUCUAAGCAAUGCUCUUGCUGGCCGUUCUGCAUUGUCGAAGAAGAAUGUAAGGAGCAACGCGUUGUCUCCAUACAAGUGGGAAACAAUCCUGAUGGCAAGUCCUGUUUUGCAACGGAAGGCCAAAUGCCGAUAGGGUCAAGAAGAGGCGUUUGUGUGUAUACCGAUGAUGUUCGGACUCGCUGUCUGGGAUCGGACCAGGAGAAAAAAUGUUUGACCUUUCAUCGGUGUUGCGUCGACCAGCAGUCCGCGUAAUCAUCUGACUGCCGUGCAAUCGGCGUAAAUGUUUGUUUUGCGUGCUCUGCAACUCGGUAGUGUACUCGUCAACAUCCAUAUCAUACACUGUACGUGCCUCUUUUGUUCACUAAAUUUAAGUAGUAGAACUUUUACGGGGCAGCGCUUGACCACCAAGAUGUUGUUUUUUGUUGUUCAGCUUGUGCAGUACUUUUGUUUCUUUAAUUUGAAGGUUUGCAAAGCGUGCCAAACUGUACGCGCACAUAUAGGCAUGUAAUUAUUACACAUGCUUUCAUUAUGAGUUAGAUGUACUCAAAAGUUGUAAAACCAUAAGGUUUCACAUUUAUUAUGGAUAAAAAAUUACAACGAUCUGCUUUAAGCGAGCCGUUCGUUUACAGCAUACCAAACAAAAUGAAGACGAUUUCCUCCAGUGCACGUACAUCGCUUACCCUAGUAAAUGCUCCUUUUGUCAGCUACAGUGCUUGCAGUAUCAAGAGUUUUAUUUAAA